Molecule: messenger RNA, 1928 nt
Organism: Tetrahymena thermophila SB210
Lineage: Eukaryota; Ciliophora; Oligohymenophorea; Hymenostomatida; Tetrahymenidae
Exons: 3
Source: RefSeq, a predicted model, not a curated record
UCUUUAUGCUAACUGCUUAUUAUGAAAAUCAAAAAAAUUUUAGAUCAACAUUUCUAUUAAGAGAUGGCGAAAGAGAGUGGACGUAAAUAAUAAAGAAAGGACUUCUAUAAAAUAUAAUCACUGUUUAAUACAACAUCAAAAAUAAUGAGAUAAAGCUUGACUUGAUUAAUUAGCAGGCAUAAAAGCAAUUUAAUAUUUAUAAUCAGCAGCAAUUUACUGCAUUCUCACGAAAGGUUCAUAUAUAUGACCAAAUAAGUGACUAUUAACAAUCCCCAAAACCCUUAGAUUAAAAAAAAAUAAUUGGCAAUCUGUCAGUAUCCUAACAUAGAAAUACUCUGGAGAAUAAAAUAAUAACUUUAAUACAGUAGUAUAUGCUCCAAAAAAAAGAUAAAGCUUGUGCUAAAUUAAUUAAUAAAUAAAAUGAAGCAAAACAAUAUAAAAACUAGAAUCCUAAAAAUAAGUAAGUAAGUACUUCAUGCAUAUAAGAUCAAGACAACCAAACGAAUUAUUUAUUCUAUGGAGUGUAUAGAACUUCUGAAGAAAAUGCAGAAUAAAUAAUAUCUAUUAAAGUCACUGUAUAUCGCUUUAAAACACAAUAUUCUUGUUGCUUAGUACUCAGUGAAAAAACUAAAAAAAUAAAGAUAAAAUCUUUAGAAGAGAUAAAUUUUGGCUUAUAAAACAAUAUUUUUCAGCUAUGCAAAUUUACAGGCGAGAAGCUGUAAAGUAUUUUAAUUAAUGUAUAAAACCAAAACUUUGUGAAAGCUGUUAUAUCUUAAGGAUUAAAUUAAAUAUAUAACUAUAGAGAUCAUGCUAAUGUCUUGAAAAAUCAGUUUAAAAUAAAGUUUGAAAAUCUUCCUAUAUCUUAAAUAUCAUUAGAUUAAUUUUAAUAAUGUAUUAGUUAAAGAUACUUUGAUAAAGCUAAUGAGAUAGAUCUAAGAUUUCAAUUUUAAAAUUGCAAUACCUCAAAUUUUAUUAAUACUUAUGUGGAAUAUUUUUACUAGGCGAUUAUGAAUCUAAUUGACAAUUCAAUAAAACAUCAAAAUAAUAAUGGUCCUAACACCCCAAGAAAGUCUUAUUAUGGUUAAAAUCAUGUUUUAGAGAAAUCUGAGUUAAAAAUAAGAAAAAGUAAAUACAUUUAAAAAUCACCAUAAACAAAAAAACAGAUAGAUGAUAGUAAAAAUAAUAAUUUUCUUUCAUGCAGAAACAAAUAAGAAGAAACUCAAACUUAAAAAACUUUAGUAAGCAUAAAAGAAAUUAUAAUUUCUCUUGAGUUAUUAAAAGGUGAAAAUGAAUAAUCAAAUAUAUUCAAAGUAUCUGUGACUGACCAAGGCAAGGGAAUGUCUCUCGAAGAUCUAAUUUACAUACUAGAAAUAGUGGGCACACAAAAUCCAGUUUAUAAACCUGAUUAUCAGAAUUACAGCUUUCUUGGAUGGAAAAAUAAUUUGUAAAUAAUAGGAAAAUUAGGUCCAUUCUAUAAUUUUUAUAUUAAAAGAAACAUAAAUCAGGGCCUAGAGUACCAUUUUUAUAUCUAUCAAAAUAUAGAUAUCUUAAAUAAUUCUGAGUAGAAAUAAUGCAAAGUAUUUUAAAACUCUCUCUUUGAUAAAAGCUUAAUAGAGUCUAAUAAUGAGUAUUUCCAUAUCAACAACCUAAGCGAGUUAAAGGAGAGGAGAAAUUUAUUUAAUUCCUUUAGCAAAAAUGUAAUCAAAAGUAAUGUCAGUCUUACAUUUACAAAUUGUAAUAUAGCCUUCUAGUAAUAUGUCAACAAUCAUAAUGCUGAUGCUGCUAAAUAAGAUGAACCAAAUAGUUCUAUUUCUAUUUCUUCUGAAAAAUUCUUUACAUCUAACAUUUAUUUCUAAAAGUUUAAUACUAAAUUUGUAGAAUCAUUUUCUCCUAAAUAGUAAGACUAAAAAUUUCCAAAGUAAAGUUGA